UUACUGGUAAAAAUAAAAGGGGUCCCUAUUUCUACAGUGUUUCAUUUACAAUAAAUAAAUAAAACAAAUAAUUUUGUUGAAAAAGCGUUGUCGUUAGACCUAGCAGACAAACCACCAUCCAUUUAUGUUUAUUUAGAUCACUAUAACUUCUAAUGUAAACAAUGCAUCUUGUACUGGAAUAUUUUCAUAGGUGUCGCUGUAUAAUGACUCGCCCAUUGUAACUAAAAAUAGAAUUGUGACGAAAUAAUUCUUUACCUUCGAGUUUCCUUAAAACACGGAAGCUGUCACCGCGGUCAGUUAUUCUACAUUUGUGUCGUCACAAGAGACAUCGUUUAUCGAGAAUGCUUUCGUUUGUUAUUAUUCUAAUAAUCGGCGUAAUAAUUGCAGAUUGUGGUCCCACAAUACAACCGACGCACUUCGCGGGCGAGAUCGGGUCGGAGACAAGUUUCGCCAUUAAUUGUUGGUCAACAAAACCAUGUUCAAGCUGCGAUGACGUCAAUAUAACCAAAAACGAUACAAAUGUACGUAAUUACUACGUCAUCGCAACAGGGACCAAUGGGACCAUCAUUGUUCAUUUCACAAAGCUCAGCAUUCUCGAUUGUGGGGAAUACCGGUUCGCAUUCAAUAUUUGUAGCAGCCAUGCUUCACUACAAUACGUCACAAUCGCUUGUAACAAUCCACCAUUGUUACCGAUAAAGUAUCUUUAUUUAGUCAUAAGCGGGGGUGUUUGUUUCGUCGUAAUCAUUGCCUCAAUUUGCAUCGUUUGUUUACAAAGAAAAAACAUUUCCAAGGUUUCCAAGACAUCAAAAAAAAACGUUUAUGCUUCGAGACCAGAAAACGACAAACCGCGCCCACGACCCGUAGGUGUUGAAACAAACAAUAUACCGAUGCAACAACAAGGGGGUGGUUACCUCCGACCAAACGUCUCCUCCCCCCAAUACGCGGCACCUCCAGCAGAACAAACUCCCCCUCUGAGUCCACGUACUACGUCAUUGAUGACGUCAUCACAUGGAGCUCAGCCCAACCAGUUUAACCCUGGGAAUGAUCAAAGGACUUUAGGGGCUGGAAGACAACAAAUGGGCGCUUACGAUGACGUCGCUGUAACCACUGUUCCCAACUAUAGCGGUUCAACACCACAGCCAAACUACAUGAACGCAUCGGCUGUGACCCAAUGGCAAGAGAGUGAAUUUGACUUAUAUGACUAAUUGAAGACCAAACGGUUAGGAACUUAAAUCCAGCACUUGUUAGUCGAAUCGGUAUUUUCUAAAAUAAUAAAUUUGUGUUAGCCUUUUAAACCGUUUGUGCAAUAUCGUUUUUUUUCUUUUGAACUACUGUCAUUUUUCUAUUAUUGUGUAACAUUUUGUGAUAUUUCUGGUCUAUAUAUUUUGUAUUCACCAUUUCCUCCACCGUUAAUGUGACUAGUGGUUUUAGGUUAAUUAUUUUAAAAUUUUAAUUUGGUUUCAUACGCAAAUGCCCAGAUUUCUGGCGUUGGUCAAAUUUCUCGAUUUGUGACUUUUAAAAAAUUAAAGUUCGUUAUCAUAACUUGUUCACAAAAAUGAUAUUUGCAUACCUUCUUUAUAUUUAAAGUAUUGAUUUUAAACUUUUUAAAUAAGCAUAUUUAUUUUUGUAAGUGAGUGCUCCCCAAACGUAAUAAAACAUCCCUAGUU
Molecule: messenger RNA, 1667 nt
Organism: Ciona intestinalis (vase tunicate)
Lineage: Eukaryota; Metazoa; Chordata; Ascidiacea; Phlebobranchia; Cionidae
Source: RefSeq, a predicted model, not a curated record